Messenger RNA from Jatropha curcas, 1502 nucleotides. The record is from RefSeq and is a predicted model, not a curated record. NCBI's taxonomy places the organism in Eukaryota, Viridiplantae, Streptophyta, Magnoliopsida, Malpighiales, Euphorbiaceae.
AUGUCAGAUUCUCUCAAACGCUUUCCUCUUCACUUAGCUUCUGCCGAGGGCCAUAGUCAGAUAAUCAAAGCUUUGCUACUGCAAGAUAAAACUGCUUGCUUGGCUCGUGAUGAAGAUGGUAGAAUCCCUCUCCACUUGGCUGCCAUGAGAGGUAGAGUUGAGGUUAUUCAAGAAUUGGUACGUGCAAGUUCUGAGUCCACUUUUGAGGCUCUUGAUGGAGACACAGUCUUCCACUUGUGUAUAAAAUAUAACCAUUUGGAGGCUUUCAAGUUAUUGGUGACAUUUAUCAAUGGUGAUGAGAUAUUGAAUAUAGGAAAUCAAGAUGGCAAUUCUAUCUUGCAUUUAGCUGCCAUGCUUAAGCAAUUGGAGACUUUAAGGUAUUUGCUUUCCCUUCCUACAGUGAAAGGAAAAGCAAAUGCCUUAAACGGAAUGGGAUUGACGGCCUUGGAUUUGUUAGAUCAAUGUCCAAGAGACUUCAAAAGCCUACAAAUUCAAGAUAUUUUAAUAAAAGCUGGUAUAAGAAGAGCAGCCGAGCUAAUUAGCAGCAACAACAAUCUUCCACCCGAACCACAACAGCCAAGAGCUACUGCUCUUGCUUCUACUGCAGAAAUGAAAAGAUCAUGGUUUGAGAAAUGCAUGAAACAGUUGCAAUACAAUGUGGAAGAAACACGCGGCGCAUUAAUGAUAGUCGCAACUGUAAUUGCAACCAUGACUUUCCAAGCUGCAAUGAAUCCACCUGGUGGUGUUUGGCAACAGGAUUUUGUAGAUGUCUCUGGCGGUUCUGCUUGCAGCAAAUCAAAUAUAUGUGAAGCUGGAACUUCGGUUUUAGCUUAUGCUUAUCCAGAUCAAUAUAUAUAUUAUAUCACUUUCAAUAGUAUUGCUUUUGCAGCUUCUCUCACUGUCAUAGCUCUAAUAGUUGGUGGAUUUCCUCUCAAGAAUAAGUUCUGCGUUUGGCUUUUAGCACAAGCCAUUAAUAUCACGUUGUCGUUUUUGUUAGUCAGCUAUGUAAAUGGUAUGCUAAUUGUGACUCCAUCAAGAUAUAGAGAAAAAAUGGCGAAUAUGGAUUUCAAAGUGAUUAGUGUUUAUGCAUUGGUGAUUUUAGUUGCAGGCAUAAUUGAAUUGAUUCGGUUUGCAGUAUGGACGGUAAAGAAGCUGCGAAAGUUUUGGCAUAAAAUGAAGAAUGAGAACAGAAUAGAGGAACGACAUGCAGUUUAAUAUUUUUCAUGAUGUCGGGUUCUUGAUUGUUGCAUGAGCUAAAUAUUGGAUUGCUAGAUGCACAAUAUUUUUCAUGAUGUCGGGUUAAAUGCAUUGCUCCAAACAGACCAACUCAUUCUUAAUAAAAUUUCACUCACCUCUUUUACUGAAACUCCCUUACAUGUAUCUUCUUUACUUGGUCACCUUGAUUUCACUCGCAGCUGUUCUUGAAAAAUGUCCUAAUAUGGCCUUUGAGUUUGACUCUCUCAAACGCUCUCCACUUCAUCUGGCUUUGGCUGAGGGACAUG